AUGGCAUGGCACCAGCGCGUUUCUGACUUGCUGGAGGGCGAAACGUUCGAUAUGGUCUGCGAGUUGAAGUACGACGGACUCGCCGUGGCACUCACCUACGAGGACGGCGUGUUCGUGCGCGGUGCGACUCGCGGCAACGGCACAGUCGGCGAGGAUGUGACGCUCAACCUGCGUACCAUCAAGAGCAUUCCGCUGCGCCUGCUGAGUGAAGAUGUUCCUCAGAGACUAGAGGUGCGCGGCGAAGUAUAUUUCCCAAAGUCGCUGUUCGCCAAGUUCAACGAAGAGCGCGCCGCUCGUGGCGAGCAGACUUACGCCAACCCGCGCAACACGGCGGCAGGCUCAUUGCGCCAGCUCGACCCGCGCAGCACCGCAGAGCGGCCGCUAGACAUCUUCAUCUAUUCACUGGGAUACGCUGAGGGCGGCGACAUGCCCGCCUAUCACUGGGAGAUGCUUCAAUACCUAAAGCGACUUGGUUUCAAAGUCAGCGCCGACAGCCGCCGCGUACAGACUCCGGAAGAUGCGAUAGCCUUCUACAAGCACUGGGUAAAGAACGCAGAGGAGGACUUGGACGCUGCUGCCGACGGUGUGGUCGUGAAGGUGGACAAUCUUGACUACCAACGGCAUCUUGGCGUCGUGGGCAGGGAGCCGCGCUGGGCGGUUGCCUAUAAGUUUCCGGCGGUGCAGGAGAUAACCCGGCUGCUGGACAUUCGCGUCAACGUGGGCAGGACUGGCAGUAUCAACCCUUACGCCGUGCUGGAGCCCGUGAACAUCGCGGGCGCGACUGUCAGGCAGGCGACGCUGCACAACGAGGACUACAUCCGCGGCAAAGAUCUGCUCAUCGGCGACUGGGUUGUCGUCGAGAGGGCAGGGGAGGUCAUCCCGCAGGUCGUCAGUGUCAUCGCCGACAGGCGCGACGGGAGCGAGCGUGAUUUUCGUAUGCCCGCAGCCUGCCCAAGUUGCGCUGAACUCUGUGGUCAGCCCCGAAGACGAGGCGAUGUCAUACUGUGA
Geodia barretti is the source of this 1008-nucleotide messenger RNA. The record is from the annotation of a GenBank genome assembly. NCBI's taxonomy places the organism in Eukaryota, Metazoa, Porifera, Demospongiae, Tetractinellida, Geodiidae.